Molecule: messenger RNA, 3973 nt
Organism: Trichomycterus rosablanca
Lineage: Eukaryota; Metazoa; Chordata; Actinopteri; Siluriformes; Trichomycteridae
Gene: bmp1a
Product: bone morphogenetic protein 1a
Exons: 20
Coding region: 164-3109 (981 amino acids)
Biological process (GO): proteolysis
Molecular function (GO): calcium ion binding; metalloendopeptidase activity; zinc ion binding
Source: RefSeq, a predicted model, not a curated record
CCUCCCCGUGUCCCUUCUUCCCUGUCUCAUCUGUGUCUCCGUUAGUGCUGUCCUGUCCUCUCAUCGCUGCUGUGCUGUACUCUGCUCCGCUCUAUCGGCUCUAUCUCUCUCUCUCUCUCCCCGCUUCGCUCGGCUCGGCUCGGCUCGGCUCGCUCCCCGGAUCAUGGAGCUCGCGGCGCUCUGCUUGGUGCUGCUGAUCGCGAGCCUCGGUUCGGGCUUCUCUGCUGCUGAUUGGGACCCGGCGGUACCGGAGCCAAGCUACUACGAGGAGGCGACCGGUUCUCCAGAAACCAUCGACUACAAAGACCCGUGCAAAGCCGUGGCGUAUCUGGGAGACAUUGCGCUGGAUGAGGAGGACAUGCGCAUGUUUAAAGUGGAUCGUAUUGUGGAUGUAGCCCGGAGAACAGUCACGACCCUCAACCAUACAGACACAGGUAUACCUGCCAACGAGACGAGUCUUAACGCAACCGCGUCUAAUCGGCAGAGAUCGCGGCGCAGGAAGAGAGCUGCGACGUCUCGCCCGGAAAGGGUGUGGCCCGAAGGAGUCAUCCCUUAUGUUAUUAGUGGCAACUUUAGUGGUAGUCAGAGGGCAAUAUUUAGGCAGGCGAUGAGGCAUUGGGAGAAACACACGUGUGUAACAUUUAUUGACAGAACCACAGAGGACAGCUACAUCGUCUUCACCUACCGGCCGUGUGGGUGUUGCUCGUACGUGGGCCGCAGGGGCGGGGGGCCCCAGGCCAUUUCUAUCGGGAAGAACUGCGACAAGUUUGGAAUCGUGGUGCAUGAACUGGGUCACGUGAUUGGAUUCUGGCAUGAGCACACGCGGCCGGACAGAGACGAGCAUGUCAGCAUCAUCCGGGACAACAUCCAGCCUGGACAGGAGUAUAAUUUCUUGAAGAUGGAGCCGGGUGAAGUCGACUCUCUCGGGGAAGUCUAUGACUUUGACAGCAUCAUGCACUACGCCAGAAACACAUUUUCCAGAGGCAUUUUCCUGGACACCAUUCUGCCACGCUAUGACAUCAACGCUGUCCGUCCACCCAUUGGCCAGAGGACCCGGCUAAGCAAAGGGGACAUUGCACAGGCACGCAAACUUUACAAGUGUCCAAGAUGUGGCGACAGUCUGCAGGACAGCAGCGGGAACUUUUCCUCCCCUGGCUUCCCCAACGGCUACUCUGCCUACAUGCACUGUAUCUGGAGAAUAUCAGUCACACCAGGCGAAAAGAUUAUUCUCAAUUUUACCUCUAUGGAUCUGUAUCGGAGCCACCUGUGCUGGUACGAUCAUGUGGAGAUCAGGGAUGGGUACUGGAGGAAAGCACCACUUAAAGGUCGAUUUUGUGGAGAUAAGCUUCCUGAGCCGAUCAUUUCGACAGACAGUCGUUUGUGGAUUGAGUUUCGUAGCAGCAGCAACUGGGUAGGCAAAGGCUUUUCAGCAGUGUAUGAAGCUAUCUGUGGUGGUGAAGUGAAGAAGGAUAAUGGGCAGAUCCAGUCUCCUAACUACCCAGAUGACUACAGACCCAAUAAAGUCUGUGUAUGGAAGAUCACUGUGGCUCAAGGAUACCACGUUGGACUUACCUUCCAGUCCUUUGAGAUUGAGAGACAUGAUAGCUGUGCAUACGACUACCUGGAGGUCCGAGAUGGAAACUCUGAGAACAGUCCAUUACUUGGUCGUUUCUGUGGAUAUGACAAACCAGACGACAUCAAGAGCAGCUCAAACCAGCUGUGGAUGAAGUUUGUGUCUGACGGCUCAGUCAACAAAGCCGGCUUUGCUGCUAACUUCUUCAAAGAAAUGGACGAAUGUUCAAGGCCAGACAACGGUCGCUGCGAGCAGCGCUGUGUAAAUACGCUGGGCAGCUAUAAGUGUGCGUGCGAUCCAGGCUUUGAGCUGGCGGCGGAUAAGCGAAGCUGUGAGGCUGCGUGCGGCGGCUUUAUUACCAAGCUGAACGGUUCAAUCACCAGUCCCGGCUGGCCACGCGAGUACCCGCCCAACAAGAACUGUGUCUGGCAGCUGGUGGCACCCACGCAGUACCGCAUCACGCUGCUGUUUGAUGUCUUUGAGACCGAGGGCAACGAUGUGUGUAAGUAUGACUUUGUGGAGGUCCGGAGUGGACUGUCAGCAGACUCCAAGCUUCAUGGGAAAUUCUGUGGCGCUGAGAAACCAGAGACCAUCACGUCCCAGUACAACAACAUGCGCAUCGAGUUUAAAUCAGACAACACCGUCUCCAAAAAGGGCUUCAAAGCUCAGUUCUUCUCAGAUAAGGACGAGUGUUCGAAAGAGAAUGGUGGGUGCCAGCAUGAGUGUGUCAAUACAUUUGGUAGCUACAGCUGCCAGUGCAGAAGUGGCUUUGUACUACACGAGAAUAAACACGACUGCAAAGAAGCCGGCUGUGAUCACACAGUGAACAGUGUGAGUGGAACCAUCACCAGCCCUAACUGGCCUGAUAAAUACCCCAGUAAAAAAGCAUGUACAUGGGCUCUGAGCACCACGCCAGGACAUCGCAUCAAAAUUGCCUUCAACGAAAUUGACAUGGAGCCUCAUUUAGAAUGUGCUUACGAUCACAUUGAGGUCUAUGAUGGACGUGAUGGGAAGGCACCCAGCCUGGGACGCUACUGUGGCACCAAAAAACCUCCUCCGGUCACGUCCACUGGAAACAAGAUGUUCAUUCGCUUCUUCUCUGACAACUCGGUGCAGAAGAAAGGAUUUGAGGCUUCGCAUACUGCAGAGUGUGGAGGUCAACUGAAAGCAGAGGUGAAGACCAAAGACCUCUUCUCACACGCCCAGUUUGGAGACAACAACUACCCGGGAGCAUCAGACUGCCAGUGGGUGAUCUCAGCUGAGAAAGGCUACGGUGUGGAGCUCAUCUUCCAAACGUUUGAGAUUGAAGAAGAAGCCGACUGUGGUUAUGACUAUAUGGAGCUGUUUGAUGGAGCCGACACCAAGGGCCUGAGACUCGGGCGCUACUGUGGAUCUGGGCCUCCUGAGGAGAUCUACUCGGCCGGCGACUCCAUAGUCAUCAAGUUCCACUCAGACGACACCAUUAAUAAGAAGGGCUUCCACGUGCGCUACACCAGCACCAAGUUCCAGGACACGCUGCACUCACGCAAGAAGUGACCCCUAGUGGCCGGGAGGGGCCGCGCAGGGCCCAGGGGGAGGAGUCGAGGCGCCAAGCGGAGGGCGCUGCCCGUUGCUCGGAGCCCCCCGGCCGCCAACGCCAGCCGCAAGAAAGACGCCAACCGCACCUCAGUAGCUCGCAGGGGCUCUGGCACCCCCUACUGACUGUGAGGAGUAAAGCCAUUCUGCAGUAGACCUUGUUUUUACCUUUUUAUGAUUAUUAUGGUUAUGAUCUGGGGGUGGGGGGGGGGGGGGGGUGGGGGGCUGUGGGAAGUAGGAACAGGGGACUGAACUUGAUUAUUCUGGGGCCUUACACGACGGGGUGCGGGUAGAGAUGUGUAGAUGAUCGGUAUAUGAUCAUGCUCGGAUUCUAUUUUUUUUAAUGAGCCGAAAAGAUAAUAGCACGCACACACACACACACACACACACACACACAACAACAACAACAAACUCAAAACGAGGGCCGGCAGGAGCGGAUGAUGGAGUGGUCGGCUCUCACCAGACCGUCACACCACAGAUGGAAAAAGAAUGGCUCGAUCAGUGGAUGGAAGGAUAAAAGGGUGGAUCGAUGUGUUUUCCCAGUGCAUUGUGGGAAACCUGUUCUCUCUACACUCUCCGUUUUUCAAUCACAAUCACACAGUUGUGCCCAGCUGGUACCAUUGACACUGUAUAUCAGAGAGAUGCAUGUAAAAAAAAAAAAAAAAGAAACCAACAAACAAGCAGGCCAUUUUAAAGUGACUGAACAAGCAUUUGUACGAUUUUUUUCCUGGUUAGCCAGCCAGGAAGCUUCCUUCCAUAUUACCCUAAUCCAGGAAUUUAAAAAAAAAAGAUGCAGUUAUCGUAUUAAAAGACUAAUAAAUGAAA